Molecule: messenger RNA, 1620 nt
Organism: Callorhinchus milii (elephant shark)
Lineage: Eukaryota; Metazoa; Chordata; Chondrichthyes; Chimaeriformes; Callorhinchidae
Product: CCAAT enhancer binding protein beta
Exons: 2
Coding region: 285-1571 (428 amino acids)
Biological process (GO): regulation of transcription by RNA polymerase II; DNA-templated transcription
Molecular function (GO): RNA polymerase II cis-regulatory region sequence-specific DNA binding; DNA-binding transcription factor activity, RNA polymerase II-specific
Source: RefSeq, a predicted model, not a curated record
UAUAUAUAUAUUGGGUCGUUUUGCAUUUUUUUUUCUCUCUCUCUCUCCUGCGUUUUUUAUUCAAGAACAGAGCGUCCAGAAGCGAAGAGAGAGUGAGUGUGAGAGAGAUAGAGAGAGAGAGUGAGAGAACAAAACAAAAGAGUGGUGGAAGACAGACAGUACAGCACAAGUACAGCACAAGUACAGAGAGAAAUCAGUGAGUGAGUGAGUGAGUGAAGGAGAAGGAGGAGAAGAAGGAGGAGGAGGAGGAGAGGGAGAAGGGGCCACUCGCCAUCACGGCUCACAUGCAGCAGCAGCUGUCGGCCUGGGGCUCUCGCUGCGGAUCGCCAUGCUUCCCGACCGGCCCGAGCUACGCUAGUCUGAUGGACGUGGCCAACUUCUACGAGGCACCGGACUGCUGCCUCGGCAAACUGCACCGGGACCGCUCGGUCACCGACCUGGGGCUCGGGGACAACGAGAGCGCCAUCGACUUCAGCCCUUACAUCGACCCCGCGGCGGCGGCGGCGGCACUGGCGGCGGCGGCGGCGACCACCACCACCACCGGGACCACUACCGGAGGAGGAGGAGGAGGAGGAGGAGGAGGAGGGGGAGGAGGGGGGACCCCCACCGCCACCUUCGAGCAGCUCAACGCCGACCUCUUGACCGACAUCAUGUUGUCCGACGAGUACAAGAAGAAGCCGUCGCUGCCCGACUACCCCACUUACCUGUCGCUCAUCAGAAGCGCCUCCGCCCUCCCCCCCUCCUCCACCUCCGCCUCCUCCUCCUCCAUCAUCACCUCCUCCUCCUCCAUCUCCUCCAUCUCCUCCUCCAGACAGGGCAACAUCCUCAGCUGUACCCCCCAGUUCCUGGAGACCCGCCUGGAGCCCGUGUUCGACCAUCCGCACCACCCGCACGACGCCCGCAAGGCGGUGAAGCAGGAGUCCAGGGCGGAGGAGAACGGGGGUCUCAUGUCCUCCUCCUCCUCCUCCUCGACGACGUCGACCAUCAUCAAUCACAGCAACGGCCACCACCACCACCAUCAUCAUCAUCAUCACCAACAACAACAACAACAACAACAGCAGCACCAGCAGCACCAGGCGCCCUCGUCCUCUCCCGGCGUCAGGGCGCACCCGCACCCUCUCCCGCAGCCGCACCCGCACCCGCACCUGCGCUACCAGUGCGGGACCAGCGGCAGCAACAGCAACCUGUCCACCUCGUCGUCUCUGUCGUCCUGUACCCCCCCGGCCACCCCGGACUCCUCCGGCAGGGGGGGAGGGGGAGGGGGUGGGGGAGGGGGUGGAGGGGGAGGGGGUAGUGGAGGAGGGGGUAAGGCCAAGAGCAAAAAGACCCUGAACAAACUGAGUGAGGAGUACCGGCAGCGGAGGGAGAGGAACAACAUCGCGGUGCGCAAGAGUCGGGACAAAGCCAAACUGCGCAACGUGGAGACCCAACACCGGGUCCUGGAGCUCAGCGCCGAGAACGAGCGGCUCCAGAAGCGCGUGGAGCAGCUCAGCCGAGAGCUCAACACCCUCAGGAACCUGUUCAAACAGCUGCCGGAGCACUCCCUCCUCAGCACCGCACACAACUGCUGAACACACCCCCACACACUCACCCACACACUCACACACACACACUCACACA